AAACUGUCUUUCCUCUAUCUAAUCUUCAUAAUACCUUAUAUAUUUCCUUGUCAUUUUCCUAUCUUUUCUCCUCAAUUCAAGAAUCCCAAAUACCAAUUUAUUUCCCACUGAAAAUUCAGAAAAAGCAUUACAUAAAAAUCAAGUCAAAAAUAGUGUUCAAUUCAAUGGAAAAAUCUGGUUAUGGGCGUGAUGAAAUAUACAGAUCACUUAGACCUCCUCUGUUUCUUCCAAAAGAUCAAAAUCUUUCUAUGGUCUCUUUUCUCUUCCGAAAUAUUUCCUCUUUUCCUGAAAAACCAGCACUUUUUGAUGGUGAUUCUGGUCAAACUUUGACUUUUUCUCAAUUCAAAACAAUUGUAUCCAAAAUUUCCCAUGGCCUAAUUCACCAAUUUGGUAUAAAGAAAAAUGACGUUGUUCUUAUUUUUGCACCUAACUCUAUUCAAUUCCCUCUUUGUUUCUUUGGUGUUAUUGCUUUAGGUGCUAUUGCUACAACUGUUAAUCCUAUGUACACAGUUUCUGAACUUUCUAAGCAAAUUAAAGAUUGUAAACCAAAGCUUAUUAUAACUGUCCCCGAGUUGCUUGAUAAAAUUAGUGGCUUUAAUUUACCUAUUUUGCUUUUGGGUCACAAAAACGAUUGUAAUUUUAGUGGCGCAACGUUUACUGAGUUAGUUGAUAAAUCAGGGUAUGUGAAUUUGGAUAAUAGUGGGAUAAAUCAGAGUGAUACUGCUGCAUUGUUGUACUCUUCAGGUACAACAGGGAUUAGUAAAGGAGUAGUUUUAAGUCACAGGAAUUUCAUUGCUGCAUCUUUAAUGGUAACUGCUGAUCAAGAUUUGAAGGGUGAAAUGCAUAAUGUUUUUUUGUGUGUUUUGCCUAUGUUUCAUGUGUUUGGUCUAGCUGUUAUUAUGUAUGCACAAUUGCAAAGGGGUAGUGCUAUUGUGUCUAUGGCUAAGUUUGAUUUGGAAAUGAUUUUGAAGACUGUUGAUAAGUAUAGGGUGACACAUUUGUGGAUUGUGCCUCCGGUUGUUUUAGCAUUGGCUAAGAAUCCUGUGGUGAAGAGGUAUAAUUUAACAUCGUUGAGGAAUAUUGGUUCGGGGGCUGCACCUUUAGGGAAGGAAUUGAUGGAGGAAUGCGCUAAGAACUUUCCUCAGGCUGUUGUUUUUCAGGGAUAUGGUAUGACAGAAACAUGUGGAAUUGUGGCAGUGGAGAGUCCAUAUGUUGGACCGAGACACACAGGAUCAGCGGGGACCUUGGCUCCUGGAGUGGAAGCUCAAAUAAUUAGUGUUGAUAAACUGAAGCCUCUUCCUCCUGGACAAUUAGGGGAAAUAUGGGUGCGUGGUCCCAACAUGAUGCAAGGCUAUUUCAAUAAUCCACAGGCCACAAAGCUCACUAUAGAUAAUCAGGGUUGGGUUCAUACGGGAGAUCUUGGAUACUUUGAUGAGGAAGGAAUGCUCUAUGUCGUUGAUAGGAUCAAAGAGCUGAUCAAGUGCAAAGGUUUUCAGGUUGCACCAGCAGAGCUUGAAGGUCUACUAGUUUCUCAUCCUGAAAUAUUAGAUGCUGUUGUUAUCCCGUUUCCUGAUGCUGAGGCUGGUGAGGUUCCAAUUACAUACGUUGUUCGCUCGCCUAAUAGCUCUCUAACUGAAGAAGAUGUUCAGAAGUUCAUUGCAGAUCAGGUUGCACCUUUCAAAAGAUUGCGGAAGGUGACAUUCGUAAACAGUGUCCCCAAGUCAGCCUCUGGGAAAAUCCUAAGACGAGAACUGAUCGAGAAGGUUCGAUCAAAACUCUAAGAUCUGCAGUUUAUUCAUGAGAUGUUAAAUUGCGCUUCCAUCUACUGUAUUUUUUCGAAUUGUGGCAGAAUUUGUAUGAUUAUGUGAACUUAGAAGUAACAUGUAUAAUAAAAGGUUCACAAUUGGAACUGCUUAUUUCCUUU
Molecule: messenger RNA, 1924 nt
Organism: Nicotiana tabacum (common tobacco)
Lineage: Eukaryota; Viridiplantae; Streptophyta; Magnoliopsida; Solanales; Solanaceae
Product: putative CoA ligase CCL7
Molecular function (GO): CoA-ligase activity
Source: RefSeq, a predicted model, not a curated record